AUGUCCUCUCGUUCUGACAGCUUGGAUACGAAUGAAGAAGACGAGAGAGAGCUCAUUGCGAGCUCCGUACAAGAGGAGUCGCAUGCUCUUGAAGAAACACCACCUGUCGAUGAAACAACCACUCAUUCCGUUGAUAAUGAAUCAAUUCAAACUUCAUUAAAUCACCAUGAGCCAGUUUCACCUCAAGAGCAACAACAUGAAGAAAAACCAAUAACUCCACUUCCUAAACUACCCAUUAUCAUGAUCUCAAUAUUAAUUAUUGCUGAAGCAGUUGGUUUUAGUAUUUUAUAUCCCGUAGUUCCUUUUAUGGUGAGAGACUUUUUAUUGCUGGAACAAUACAAUUCUACAUCAACAAUGUCUGCCAUCAACCAUAGCAGAAAUAUUGAUAUUCAUCAUGCAUUUUCCUCAUCCCAUGGUCAUCACCAUCCAAAUUAUUUAUUCCUUCCAAGGAAGAGUUCAUUAUUUUUCAUUUCCGAGUAUCGCAACAACAAUUUUGAAAGUUUGAAGAUUCUUGGUGAAGAUUUCUCUCAUCAGGACAACAAUUUUGUAGGCACCCCAGUUUUAAACAAUAAUACCAAUCAAACCAAUCAUGAAAUUACAAUUUCAGAAGAAAGAGUUGGUUUAUUGGUUGGAAUUUUGGCAUCAGCAUUUUCAUUGGCACAACUUUUUUCGAAUUGGUUCAUUUCCAGAGCGAGUGACCAUAUUGGACGAAAACCGUUUUUAAUGUUUGGAUUAAUUACAAAUGUUGUGUUCCUUUCCUUAUUUUCAAUAUCUAGGAAUUUUUGGUAUGCUCUUGUUAUAAGAAUAGUUCAUGGUUUGUUAAACGCGAACAUUCCUAUUUACAAAUCAUUUCUUGUGGAUAUUACAGAUGACAGUAAUCAACAGAAAGCGUUUGUGAUUGUAUCAAUCUUAUGGGCUAUUUCCAAUGUAGUGAGCCCAGGAAUUGGAGGUUGGUUAUCAAGACCGAGUGACAAAUGGUCUUCUCUUUUGGGAGGAGAAGGCAGCUGGCUUUACAAUUUUUUUGCUUACUACCCAUACGUUUUGGCAUUGUCUGUUCCCAUCAUUAUGAAUGUUGCAUCUCUAAUUUUGAACAUGAUAUUUAUGAGAGAGACCCUUGUUAAGAAAUCAAAAUUUGCACAAAAAUUGGAUGAUUUUUACAAUAGCGUGCUUGUGAAACUUCGAAUUAGAAAACCUUUCAAGAAAUAUCAAUCUGAAGACGAAGAAAAUGCAUCAAACACGCUCGACGGGGAAACAAGCAUGGAAACGGAUGAAGUUGACAUGGAAUCCAGAGUCAAUAUUUUGGACGUAGGAACAUCUGAUCUAGCUCUUAAAUCUUCAAUAGAUAAUCACUCAAAAGAAGGCUCACCCAACAAACUCUCAUCAAUUGACAAGGUUGAAGAAGUUUCUAACGAUGAAAACAGCAUGCUCCUGCUGUUGAAAGACAAAACUGUACUGAAAGUCGUGUUUUUGUACAUGUUUCUUGCUGUUGCCACAAGUAUGAUGGACGAAAUGCUGCCUGUUUACAUGAGUAACUCAGUUCAGAAACGAGGACUUGCAUUUGACUCAUCAGUUAUUGGUAUUAUUCUUUCAAUAGGCGGAUUUACUUCUCUAAUUAUGUUAGUGAUUUACCCCAAGAUGGCUAACAUGGUGGGAUUCUUGUGGAUGUUUAGAAUUGGUUUGGUUAUUUAUGCAGUGGUUGCCGCAAGUAUUACAUUUAGCUCAGAGUUGGUUCGAUUUGAAUUUUCCUAUUGGCUUGUCUGGAUAUUUGUGACUGUGUGUGUUUUUAUUAAGGCAUGUGCUCAAGAAGUUUCCUAUACAGCUCAAUUCAUGCUGGUAAAUAAUGCUGCACCGUCACCACGACACAUUGGUAGUAUCAAUGGACUCGCUCACAUAGUGGCUUCUUUAGGUUGGAGCAGUGGACCAAUGUUCGCUGGUCUCCUGUUCAAAUGGGGUCUGGAUUGGGCGGAUCAAAUCCAUGAAGCAAAUCCCACAAGCUUUUUUGGAAAAGUGCCUCUUGUUGACAAGCUCAGCUUUUUUGUUUGCGGUGUGGUUUGUUUACUCAAUUUUGGCCUUUCUCUCACAGUUCCUCGGUGGAUUGUGUCUGGAAGAAGAUAUGAAAAGAGUGUGAAAUAA
Messenger RNA from Naegleria lovaniensis, 2133 nucleotides. RefSeq lists its product as uncharacterized. The transcript has a single exon. The record is from RefSeq and is a predicted model, not a curated record. Gene Ontology annotation, biological process: transmembrane transport. Bases 1 to 2133 code for a protein of 710 amino acids. Gene Ontology annotation, molecular function: transmembrane transporter activity. Lineage: Eukaryota; Heterolobosea; Eutetramitea; Acrasida; Naegleriidae. Gene Ontology annotation, cellular component: membrane.